Molecule: messenger RNA, 1911 nt
Organism: Rhagoletis zephyria (snowberry fruit fly)
Lineage: Eukaryota; Metazoa; Arthropoda; Insecta; Diptera; Tephritidae
Gene: nop5
Product: nop5 ribonucleoprotein
Cellular component (GO): box C/D methylation guide snoRNP complex; small-subunit processome
Molecular function (GO): snoRNA binding
Source: RefSeq, a predicted model, not a curated record
AUACAUUACCAAAAAACUCGCUAGGGUUCGCUGGCGUCGUAAUGGGGCACACACGUGUUUUCCACGAGUGUCGUUUCUGCCUUCAUUUUGGUUUUUCGUUGGGAAAAGUUCAGUGAUUUUGUUGUCUGCCAAAAUAGCUUCAAUUAUCUGAACAGCUUUAACUUAAAAGAAAUUUUGUUUUGUGCAUGGAAUAACAUUGCAAACGAAAUGUUUGUGCUGUAUGAAACACCGGCGGGCUACGCAAUAUUCAAGCUGCUGGACGAAAAGAAACUCGCAGAAGUAGAUAACCUCUAUUUGGAAUUUCAAACACCGGAAAAAGCCAAUAAAUUGUUGAAAUUAAAGCAUUUUGAGAAAUUUAAUGACACAACAGAGGCAUUGGCUGCAGCCACAGCUGCCGUUGAGGGUAAAUUGUCUAAACCUCUUAAAAAAACUUUGAAAAAAUUUUUCAGCGACGAAGUACAAUCGUCUUUGCUGGUCGCGGAUGCCAAGUUGGGCAAUGCGAUUAAAGAUAAAUUGGCUGUGCCAUGUGUCUACAAUACUGGCGUGCAAGAAUUAAUGCGUUGCAUACGUCAACAGGCCGACAGUUUGCUGAGUGGUCUGCCCAAACGAGAGAUGACAGCAAUGGCGCUCGGUUUGGCACAUUCUUUGUCUCGAUAUAAAUUAAAAUUCUCACCAGACAAAAUUGAUACCAUGAUUGUGCAAGCCCAAUGUCUGCUAGAUGAUUUGGAUAAAGAAUUAAACAAUUACAUGAUGAGAGCGCGCGAAUGGUACGGCUGGCACUUUCCGGAACUUGGCAAGCUUAUUACAGACAACAUUGCAUUCGUAAAGACGAUUAAAUUAGUAGGAACUCGAGAAAAUAUGGCACAAUCGGAUCUCUCGGACAUUUUACCAGAAGAAGUAGAAGAGAAAGUAAAGGAAGCUGCUGAGAUAUCAAUGGGAACUGAAAUAUCUGAAGAUGACAUCAUGAAUAUUCAAUGCCUAUGUGAUGAGAUACUCUCCAUCGAUGAGUAUAGAACCCAUUUAUACGAUUAUUUGAAGACUCGCAUGAUGGCAAUGGCACCUAACCUAACAGUUCUUGUUGGUGAAACAGUAGGUGCCCGCCUUAUUGCACAUGCGGGCUCUCUUAUAAAUCUCGCUAAGCACCCAUCUUCCACUGUGCAGAUUUUAGGCGCUGAAAAAGCGCUUUUCCGUGCUCUGAAAACUAAAAAAGAUACUCCCAAGUACGGUUUAAUAUUCCACGCUCAACUGGUUGGGCAGGCUAGUAUAAAAAAUAAAGGUAGAAUGUCGAGAUCAUUGGCAGCAAAGGCUUCCUUAGCUACCCGAGUUGACGCCUUUGGAGAGGAGGCGAGUUGUGAACUAGGAGCAACACAUAAGGUGAAACUGGAGGCACGACUGCGAUUGCUGGAGGAGGGCAAUUUACGCAGACUUUCUGGCACUGGAAAAGCAAAAGCCAAAUUCGAAAAAUAUCAGGCUAAAAGCGAGGUAUUCACUUAUGAACCCGAGGCUGAUAGCACAAUAUCCAUUAAAAAGCGAAAACGUUCAGAAUCCACUCCAGCUGAAGUUAAAGACGAAUCAGUGCUUGAAGCUAGUGAAAAUCAAGAUGAAAGUACAGCUGGGGGAGAAAAGAAAAAGAAGAAGAAGAAGAAAACUAAGAAUCAAGAUCACGAGCAGCCAGAAGAGGCGCCACCUUCCAAAAAGAAGCCUAAGACUAAAGAGCCGGACUCGGAUUAGUUUAAUUAGUUUAGUUAUUUUUUUUAUAAUUAACAUAGCUUUUCUAAGUGUUCACUUAUAAGCAUACAAAAGUAUAUUGUCGUGAAGCAAAAUAAUGUAAGGAAUAAAUAAUAUAAAUUUUUGUAUUCAUUUGAAAAAAAAAACAACGGAGUACAAAAACGUGUUAACUACAUGCCAAUU